Mucor mucedo is the source of this 2925-nucleotide messenger RNA. RefSeq names its product ras guanine nucleotide exchange factor domain-containing protein. The transcript has 4 exons. Gene Ontology annotation, cellular component: plasma membrane. Lineage: Eukaryota; Fungi; Mucoromycota; Mucoromycetes; Mucorales; Mucoraceae. Gene Ontology annotation, biological process: Ras protein signal transduction; positive regulation of GTPase activity. The record is from RefSeq and is a predicted model, not a curated record. Bases 251 to 2884 code for a protein of 877 amino acids. Gene Ontology annotation, molecular function: guanyl-nucleotide exchange factor activity.
UAGGAGGUGUAGAAUCGAGACGUUCUUCAUUACCAGCACAUUGGUCGCUUCAGACAAAAGAGGACGGAACAGCCAAUUAUUAUAUCAAUACAUUGACGGGCGAGAUGCGAUCCUCGAUGCCAAUGGAUGAUGCCACUUCUUUUUAUGACGCUGAGUCAGACGAGGAUUCAAUUACUUCGACUAUUGAUAGCUCGGUAUUGGAACCAACUUAUUCAGAGGAGGGGAAUGCAAAGGAUUACCAUUAUUUAAUAUGUCAACCGUAGAUACUGCAUGGCAUGCGGAUUCACAGGAGUCAAAAUUACAACCAUCGAAUCGAACUGGCGAUAUAACAUGGAACCAAGUCUCGAUGGGAGUCACACUCUCUAUCAACAAUCUGAUCAGCGCAGUUAAAUCCGAUCAAAGGGACAGCUACAAACCCUUGUGUGCGAAAAUCGUUCAGUCCGUACGAUCCAUGUUAGUUGCUUCAGAUACCAUCAGUAAGGAUUCGCUACAUAUCAAAACCAGCGGUACAUUGCGUUGUCAUCAUCGCGCCAUGAUGGCAUCGCUAUCCAAAAUUAUCCUAUCUUCUCAACUGUGUGCAGAUAAUACAACAGACGAUGUGAGUAAAUUACUCUCGGAUUUACAUGAACUUUUGCUAGCCAUUCGUAAUUUUAUCAGCACCUGUGAAAAUAUACCGAUUCAAGUUCAUCCCGUCGAUCCCGUCCUUCUUACACCAGAAACAGGCGCCUCUAUUCAUCGAAGACAGAGUUUGGAUGGUGGCAUUCGAGCAAAAUAUCAGCUACAAUCUGACUUGAUUGAGAAUUUAGAGGCAUAUGGAUCUAGUAUGCAAGAGCAAAUGGAGGCAUUUAGGAUGAAUUUAUCAAGACAUAGUGAUUCUCGAUGUUCUUUAGCCGUUUUGCUAUUCACACAAUAUCGAAAUUUUGGUAAUCAAAACGGACAAUUUCUUUCGAUUCUAGAAGACAUUGAUUUCGAAGGCAUCCAAUCCCCCGCAUUAACCGUUGCCAAACAACGUCUAUACGAUGGACUAGGACUGUUAUUUUGCAAGAUGCAAAUGAUGACGGAUGAAUCUGUUGCUAUGGAUACCGUGACCGAGGAUAUGCAAAGUGCAGCAAAGGACAUUAUGGAAGCCAUUGGCUCCAUCUGUAAAAUCAUGUCAAGUUUGGUUGCGGCUAAAACUAAACAGUCUCUCAAGAGCAGCAGCAACAGCAGCAUCAUGAAAAAUCAUGGUAAGGAAUCUACCCAGAUCAGUUCUUUUUCAGAUUUCUUGCAAAAAUCUGCAACACCUGAUCUUUCUUAUAAAAGGUCCCAAUCACUUUCUGUUGAAUCAUUAAAUAUGACUCCAAUCAACACCCAUAAACAAAACCGCUCUUCCGCUCCUGUCACUCAAAAUCAACCCGCUGUAUUAUCGGAAGAAGGAAAGUCACCCAGCACGGCAAAAUUAAAACAAUUCUUUGGGGAUGACCCCCUUUCGACUGAAGGAAGGGUGACCAAGGAUGAAGAAACAGUAGAGGAAGGAGGCGUCCCUCGAAAAGAGCCACAGAAACAGCAGGAAGGGGGACCGCAACAACAACAGCAGCAAGGGGAGGAGGAGAGUUAUCUUCAAUACGACUAUAGUCCAAAUGAAAUUGUAUUUACUUUGGAUGGCAGUGUGAAAGGAGGUACUUUACCUGCACUGGUAGAGCGCAUGACGUUGCAUGACUAUUUGGAUAUGAACUUUAACAAUACAUUUCUGUUAACGUAUCGUUCAUUUUGUACGUCCAUGGAACUAUUGGAACUAUUGGAAGCACGCUAUAAUAUCAAACCCCCUCACGGUCUUUCCUCACAGCAAUUGGAAAUCUGGACUACUAAAAAGCAGAAGCUCAUUCGCUUACGUGUAUUUAAUGUACUCAAGAUUUGGCUGGAACAAUAUUACUAUGAAGAAGAUUCCGUCAUUCUCGAUCGUCUCUUGUUUUUCACAAAUACAAGCAUCAAGGACACCUUGAGCUUCUCUGCGUAUCAAUUAGAACGUCUAAUUCAAAAACGAAAAGAAGCCUGCAAGGAUCUUAAAAAGCUCAUCAUCACACAGCAAGUCGAGACACCUGAUCCCAUCUUACCCCGCAACUUGAAAAAAUUUCGCCUAUUGGAUAUCGAUUAUAUUGAAAUGGCUCGUCAAUUAACCAUGAUGGAUUUCAAAAUGUACAGUGCUAUUAAACCCGUCGAAUGUCUUAAUAAAGCAUGGUCUCGUGACUCGAACACAGCUGCCAAUAUUCAAGCAUCCAUUGAUUAUUGUAACCAAGUAACCACCUGGGUUUCCGAUGAGAUCUUAACGCCAUCCGAAGUCAAGAAACGUAGCACAUUGAUUAAAUACUGGGUGAAUGUAGCCGAACGAUGUCGAUUACUCAACAAUUUCAAUACGUGUAUGGCUAUUUUAUCCGCCUUUGAUAAUAGUGCGGUGGGUCGAUUAAAAAGAACCUGGGAAAUGGUGGGUGCACGCACCAACCAUCUUGUUUCUCAAAUCCGUAAAUUAAUGGGCGCCAAUCGAAAUUUCAAUCAAUACCGUGUCCUCAUUCACUCGGUGAAUCCUCCCUGUAUCCCCUUUUUAGGUAUCUAUCUGCAAGAUCUUACUUUUAUCGAGGAUGGUAAUCCAAAUUUCCUGAAAACAUCCAAGGAUUUAAUCAAUUUCGCAAAGAGAGCAAAGACCGCUGAAGUCAUUCGAGAAAUGCAACAGUAUCAAACCAUGGGUUAUCAGUUCAGGAUAGUCGAAGAAAUUCAAACUUUUAUUAUGGCGAACUUGCACAGUUCCCGUGAUGAAGAUCAAUUGUACAGAGAGAGUCUCAAACUCGAACCCAAGGAAAGAGAUGAUGAAAAGAUAACGCGACUCUUGCAGGAAUCAGGUUUCUUGUAAACUUGUCCUUUAUAAUACCCCCCUUUCACACUUUACGUAAC